AUGGCCACCGUCACGCACUACAUUUAUUCUCACUAUGACCCACCCAAACCCAAGGACGAAGAGAACAUAGAAGAAACCUCAGAGAAGGGAGAGGAAGACCCAUGGAUCACGGAGUCGACAUUUGGUGCAAGGCGGCGCAUACAGAAUCCACCCCGUUUCGUGCCCGCCAUCGUGUCUUAUGACGAAGUGAACAACAUGAUAGGCAGCGCAUCAUCCUCACUCCCUUGCGAAGUAGAUUCUCCACACACCACCGACGUCAGCGAUUGGUACAGGUCUCUCCGUCGUGCUUCGAGCGCGCCCGCGGCCGAUCCACAACCACCAUUACAUCCUCCUGGACACACCAGUGUCGUCCCACCACCCGCCGUACAGACACAGGCCUCUACAAUACCUGUGGCUCCUUCUGUUCCGCCAUUGCGCACUAGGAACGACUGGUUUAACAGCCGAGUCGUCCUUUCCGAGCCUGCGUCUCCUCGUGUGCCUGCGCCUACUCUAGCGGACAUCCUCUCCAGGGAGCCACCGCCGGAGCGUAAGGAUCAGCCCUUCGUUCCACCCGUCUUUCUCCACAUUGGCCCCUCCAACAGAGGUUUCACGAUGUUGCAGCAGAGCGGCUGGAGUGAAGGCGAGGCGCUCGGGGCGGGGGCGGCGAGGCGGACGCGACUGCAGAAAGCGAGGGAGAAGAAGCCAGCCAGGACGGUGCUAGAUGACCCUCAAUAUUCUGUCAAGACCGAAGAGCGGGAGAUCGCACUCGAUGGGAGCGACGACAUCCGCGAAGUCCGGAAGGUCGAAGUGGUGGACCUGACACUUUCCGACUCGGACGACGACGAUUUAGAGGUUCUUGCGGGCACCAGCAUGGCCUCCCACCCCACUUCCUCGGCCGCCUCCCACAAUCCCACCGCCCUUCUCACUCCGAUCGCCACCGUGCUCAAGUCCGACCGGCUUGGCAUUGGUCUGAAGGCGAAGACUGUCGGACCCUUCAAGGAGUCGAAGAAGCGGGUCACGCAUAACCAAGCUGCGCUUGCCGCACACGUCCGCGCGAACGAGGAUAUGCGCAUGCGCAAGGCUCUCCUGGGCCGCGGCGCCAACUCGUUCGCCCGGAUUGCGAAGGCUGAGGCAGAGAGCCGGAAGAGACUACUCGCGAAUCUCAACGCGGACUAGAUGGGAUAUUUCGCGAAUAGCUCCCAGCUUCCACUCCCCGGAUGGGUCAUAGGCAUAACUCAGGGGGCAUCCACUGUUUGAGGCAGGAGCCACUUGUGUUCGCUCCCUGGACCUUGAACUCCGGGUCAUGAUCCAUGGAGCAAACGGCUACGGCGUGAACAUUUUUGCACAUCGUUACGUCUAUCCAUGCCAACACAUGUUUCGCGUCUUCAUGUCAACGAAGAGCCGACGGCCUAGACUUGAACGGCCUCUUUGCCGGUCACCAAUCGCCUACCUACACGCUAGCCUCCUAUGCACUCAAACCUACCUUGUAUCAUACUACGUUGCUAGCUUUCCAUCGUUGUCGGACUGUAAUGUAGAGCACAC
Messenger RNA from Trametes versicolor FP-101664 SS1, 1521 nucleotides. RefSeq lists its product as uncharacterized. Bases 1 to 1155 code for a protein of 384 amino acids. The record is from RefSeq and is a predicted model, not a curated record. The transcript has 2 exons. Lineage: Eukaryota; Fungi; Basidiomycota; Agaricomycetes; Polyporales; Polyporaceae. Gene Ontology annotation, molecular function: nucleic acid binding.